AUGUUGUCCGAAGAUCCUAUCAAACCUGAAGGGUUUGAUGAGUUGAUAAAUUUAAUAGAAAGAUCGAAUAAUGAAUCAGGAAGUAGUGAAGUACAAGAAACUGUACUUAAACAAUCAUACCAGUAUCUAUUGCAAAACCAACAUAAUCAACAUUGGUUCUGUGAUUCGUAUAUGUUUCGACCAGCAACUCAUGCAUUGAUUCUCUUCUCGUUCCCUAAUAACCAACUCCUUCUGAAAUUACAACCUUUUAUAAAGAGAAGUUUGACAAGUUGUGAAGAUUGUUUAAGAUACUUUAAUAGAGGUAAAGCUGAACUUCGUCUUAAUUUUGCCAUUAAUAAAGGAAUUAAAUUGAAUAUGGUUGAUCAAUUCUUAGCAGUACUAGUACAAUGGGAAUCAUCGAUUCUAGGCCCAAUGUUGACGAAUAUUAACAAUGAGUUACUAAAUCUAAUAACGUUGACAAAUGAAGUUAAUAUUAGCAUUGCUUGGUGUUUGAAUAAUCCAACUAUCCUACGUAACGAAAGAAUAGUGAGAGAGGAAUUCACAAGGCUUAUUAAAUAUUUGUAUGGUAAUAAAUUACUCCCGUUGCCGAAUCAAUUGUUUCCAGGUAUGAUAUACUUAAUGUUUGAAGGUUGUACUGAAGAGAAAAGAUGGGUCAAGCAAUGUUUUUCAAGAUUAUUAGAGUCAAAAUUUCAAUUUAACAAGUUAACAUUAGAAGAAGAAGUAAUUCAUGAAUUUUCAAUUCAUUUCUAUCGAAUACAGAAAUCCGAUUUUUACAAUGAUAGAAAUGCUAUAAUAUUCUGGGGAAAUUUUUAUACAAUUUUGGAUUUUAUUGAUGACGAGUCAUUCAUUCUUCGUUUUAAUACUCCAAAGGAUAUCAAGGUUAUGUCCGAAUCAACAGAAUUAAGAUUUUAUCCAAUAAUAAGACUACUUAUGAAUAGUUUGAUGUCAUACUUGAAAGAACCAUUACCGAUUUUAUUGAAAGUAUUUAGUAAAUUGUUGGGAAGAUAUAAAACCAAAUUCUGGGCAUUUUCCACUCCAAUAAACCAUAUCCAGAUUCUUGACUCCGUUUUAUCUAAUCCUGAAUUCUCAAGACAACUCCAACUGGCAGCAAUUGACGCACAUGGCGUGAAUGAUUGGACGCUAGAUGAAAUAACUGCCUGGAUGUUUAACUUGCUCCCAUCAUUGACAAAAGCUCAAAAAAAUACCUCAUGUAUUCGAUUAGGUUUAUUUUUAUUAAAGCAAAACAUUGCUACGGCUUCCAUUUAUGAUGAUAGAUUAAAGAAAAUGAAGUUAUUGCAGAAUAUUGGUUGUCGUAUUUUGUUGUCUGGAUUUGAUGAUGUUUCCCUUGACCAAGAUAUACUGGAGAAAAACUUUUCCGUAAGCUUAAUGACUGUGAGAGAUAUCAGAACCAGUAUUGAGUAUGAGGCAGACCAGAUUGUUGACUUAUCCUUUGACUCACAAGAACUGAAUCUUGCCAUGCAAUUAGUUGUAAAGUGCAUGAAUUAUGACCUUUCCAUCUUGGCGCACAAUACUGCUCUCUUGCAACAGGAUGUCCCACCAACUACAUUUGAUACAUUUCCACUUCUUUGGGAAACUCUUUGUAAGCGCAAAAUUUAUUCUAAUCUACUUCUAGCAAAGCAGUUAGUGGGUUCUUUGAAACUUACUUCUAAGGUUAUUCAAUUUGCACCUCAGAAAAAUCAAGAGUCUAAUAAGCAAUUAUUUGAUUCUAAAAAGCAGCAUUAUGAGAAUGUAUCGAGGAUUGGCAAUCUUGCAAAGCAAUUGUUGGAGAAAUUGAGUUUAGCUGAUGAAGGUAUCAUAAAGAAUAUUAUUGAAGAUGGUAGUUGUCUGGAUGCAAUUUGGGCUUGUGUUUUUUCUCCAUUACUUAGUCAAUCAGCACUUGGUUUAUUCAAUGGAGUAUUUGAUGCUGAUGGUCGUUUUGAAACAUUUCAAGCAGUUUUAUCCAAGAAUUUAGGUGUGACUUUAGCUUCUAUUAACUUGAAUCUUGAUGUUUUAACAAAAUUACAAGCGUAUGAGCCAACCCCCAAAGCUGUUAGAAUCAUGAUGGAUGUGGUACGUGCAUUGUGUGACCCUCUUAGUCCAAUUCUAGGUACGUCGAGCCAAGUUUCAGAAAAUGGGGAUCAAAUUAUACAAUUAUGGAAGAAUAGUUGGCUGUUUCUAGUAAUGAUUUAUCAGAGAACAUUUGUUUGGGCAAAUCAGUUCCAUUUAGAAGAGUUGGUUGAGUUUACUAGAGAUGUUUUAGAUUUCAGUCAUUUGCUUAUUGAUUCUUUUAGAAUCAUACUUGAUAACAUUAACGCUCAUACCCCAGAAGACACGCCAACCAGAUUGUUCAAAGUAUUUAUGAGUGCAUUUCAUUAUGUUGUUGUUUGGUUGAGGCUUGGUGAUCUUUCCCUUUUGAAUUCAUGUGUGGAUCUUGUUUUUAAGGGGUUUUCAUUAGCUGCAGAAAAUCAUUUUACUAUCGAUACCGAAUUUAUUGAAAAUUUUGCAAGAUUUGGAGCUAAGGCAAAGAAGUUUAACAGUAAGUUAUCUGAAACCCAAAGGCAACAAAUUUUAUCAACGGCUAGAGAAUUUGAUUAUGAAUUAGUUGAUAGAAUCCAAGAAGAUGCAAUUCAGCAUAGACAAGCCAAACAUAAAGUGGAAGUUAUUGAUAUUACUGAUAGUGAAGAAACUCCAGAGCCACCUCUGUCGUCUCAAUACAGUUCCAGAUCGGUCACACCCAAACAACAAACUCUUGGAAGAUUUGGUGUUGUUACUAAUGAGCCCCCAAUUGCACCUCCUCCACUAAUUAAAAAAUUCCAAUCAACAAACCUAGAAGCAAUUAGAAAAGAAUUAAAAAGUGCUAGAGUUGCCCCUGCAAAACCUGUGGCUGCACCCGCGCUUCCAAGGCCAGCAGGUUAUAAUCUGAAGAAAGCCCCUCCUGUUAUCGGUAGGUCCUUGAAUGCGUUGAAGAAAAAGAGAGUUGAUUCGGAUUCGUCAGAUGAAGAACCAGAUACAGAUCUUUCGGAUUUAUUUGUUGAUAAAGGAAAGAAGAAACCUAAGAUUAUAGAAGUGGAUCAUAAUCUCCGAGAAAUCAAUCGUUCAUUGGCAAGGAAAAGGGUGGUUGAUCAAGCGAAAUUAGAACAAGAAAGAAUGAGAAUGAGAUUGAAUGUGAACUUAAAACCAUUAUACGACAAUAUAUUAAGAUGGAACUAUAAUGUCAAGCGAGAUUAUCCUACUGAGGACACUAGCAUGUAUGAGCAAGUUAAAGAUAGAUAUAAAGAUGCGAAUGAGUAUGUGAAAGUAACUGAACCACUUUUGAUGUUAGAAUGUUGGCAAGGUAUCCAAUCUGCAAAGGAUACAGGAACAGAACUUCCGUUUGAGCUUUUGAUUGGUAGUAGGACAAGUGUAGAUGGGUUUUUUGAUGUCUUUGCUUCGAUUGAAAAAAAGACCCUUCAGGAUAGACGAAUUGGGGAAUCCGACCUUCUAGUUCUUGGAUUUAUGAACGACUAUAUUAGUAAUCCGAGGUUGAUGAGGUCUUAUUUGAAAGCGGAAUCUACAAUAACAUGUUUGGCAAAGGUCAGAGAAAUUAAAUCAGCUAAUGCCGAGUUUGCAGAUAUUACAUUUAGGGUUUAUCCAAGUGGUCCAUUAAUGGGUGCACUUACACCAAAAUCCAUUAUCGUUGCUAUGCGUGUUAUGCAAAUGACUACUGUUGAAAGAGAGUUUGCAUCUUUGAAGGGAUUACAAUACUAUGACUUGUUAACUCCCAUCCUUCAUGCUGAGGCUAACCGACCAAUGGAGGUUGAUGACGAAGAAGCUGAAAAAAUGCGUAAAGUGUUUGAUGUUAAUAAAUCCCAAGCUAAAGCAAUCAUGGGCACAUUUAAGAGUGAAGGGUUUUCAUUGAUUCAGGGUCCACCAGGUACAGGUAAAACAAAAACAAUUUUAGGUAUUGUGGGUUAUUCAUUAAGUCAUCAGAAAGACACCAAAAUUAUUGACGCUCCGGGACAGAAGGCUCCGGUUACUGAUCAAGCGAAAGUUUUAAUCUGUGCCCCAAGUAAUGCAGCGGUAGAUGAACUUGUUGUCAGAUUGAGAGAUGGUGUUCGAAAUGCAAAUGGACAACACAUGCCCUUAAGAGUUGUCAGAUUGGGGAGAAGUGAUGCUAUAAACGCUUCUGUCAGAGAUUUGACCUUAGAAGAAUUGGUUGAUAAGGAAUUGCAAGAAAGAUCGUUUGAUGUGAGUAUUGAUCCGACCAUCAGGCAAGAGCAUACGAAAUGUAUAAAAGAAAGGGAUCAAAUAAGAGCUAGAUUGAACACUGAAAGUUUGGACGAAAAGGAGACAACUGAAUUGGAAACAAGGUUACGAGAAGUAAAUAAGAAAAGAAAUGAAUUAGCAAAAAGGUUGGAUGAACAAAGAGAGAGAGCUUCGAUUGCAUACCGUACUAAAGAAAUCGAUAGAAGGAACAUUCAAGCUAGAAUAUUGUCACAGGCACAAGUUAUCUGUUCUACAUUAUCAGGUUCAGCACAUGAUUUUUUGGCUAAUCUCUCGGUUAAAUUUGAUCAAGUGAUAAUUGAUGAGGCAUGUCAAUGUGUUGAGUUAUCAGCUAUCAUUCCAUUAAGAUAUGGUUGUAAGAAAUGUAUUAUGGUUGGUGAUCCAAAUCAGUUACCUCCAACUGUUUUGUCUCAAGCUGCAGCUUCCUACAAUUAUGAGCAGAGUUUGUUUGUAAGAAUGCAGAAGAAUAACCCAUCUUCUGUGUAUCUUUUAGAUGUUCAGUAUAGAAUGCAUCCAAUGAUAUCUCGAUUCCCUAGUGCAGAGUUCUAUAAAUCCAAAUUAAAGGAUGGUGAGGGUAUGGAAGAGAAAACUACGAGACCCUGGCAUGCGGAGCUACCACUUACACCUUACAGAUUCUUUGAUAUCCUUAGUAAGCAUGAACGAGAUAAAACAUCGAAAUCUUUAUUCAACCAGGAGGAAGCCAGGGUUGCGUUGGAAUUAGUUGAGAAAUUGAUGAAUAUUUUGCCAGAGAAGAAAUUUGCAGGACGUAUAGGUAUCAUUUCACCGUAUAAAGAACAAAUUGGAACAAUUAGAAGUAUGUUUGUUAAGAAGUAUGGAAGAAUAAUCACUGAUGAAAUUGAUUUUAAUACAGUUGAUGGGUUCCAAGGUCAGGAAAAAGAGAUUAUUAUUAUGUCAUGUGUUAGAGCAAGCCCUUCAGGUAAUGUGGGAUUUUUAAGUGAUGUUAGACGUAUGAAUGUUGCGCUUACUCGUGCGAGAACGACACUUUGGAUUCUUGGUAACAGGCUGUCCUUGUCGAGAAAUGGGGUGUGGAGGAGAUUACUAGAGGAUGCUGACUCUAGAGGUUGUUUAUCGCAGGCUUAUCCUGGUUUUAUGAAUACAUCUACAGGAGAGAAGCGGAAAGCCGAUCAAGAAAAUUCCUCUGGAAGCAAACUGAAGAAGAGCAAGAAGGAAAAGAAAGAGAGGAAUGAAAAUAAAGAUAAAUCAAAUAAGUCUGAAUCGAAUGAGCAAAGUGAGUCGAAGAAGCCAAAAGGCGUGACUAAACCAAAUGAAGAAUCAGCAGCUAAAAUUCAACCCGUCAGAAGCGGUAUUUUUACGGCUCAGCACCCUGUUCCAAAGCGCCUACCAACAAAGGCUGAUCUGCUAGCAGCGGCUCAUAGGCUUCAAGCGGAAAAGUCGCAGCAUAGGAAUAUGGUUCCACCUGUAAGUACGCUUCCGAAUCUUCCACCGUCCUCUGCUAUCAAUCAACCUGCUAGAACCCCAUCUCCGACUAGUGUGGGAUAUCUUCCGAGCAAACCAACACAUGACGGCGUGAGAAAGACACCUCCGAUAACUAACGCCGGAUAUUUGCCAAGUAAGCCACAGUCUAACAAUUUACAACUGAAUGUUAUGAUACCCACAAAAUCAGGAAUGAUAGGUGCUGUUCCUUCUUCGAAUAGUCAAGAUACCAGCACGUUCCGUCCAACAUCUUCUGGACAUAUUAAGCCCCCUCUUCCCCGUCCCAAUGUUCCUGCUCCAAAGAAGAGUCCUGGAAGUAUCUUUAUACAAAAGAGAAAGCCACCUCCAAAACGCUAG
Messenger RNA from Hemisphaericaspora subhashii, 6075 nucleotides. It is a transcript of the gene SEN1, whose product is annotated as putative DNA/RNA helicase. Bases 1 to 6075 code for a protein of 2024 amino acids. The transcript has a single exon. The record is from RefSeq and is a predicted model, not a curated record. Gene Ontology annotation, biological process: termination of RNA polymerase II transcription. NCBI's taxonomy places the organism in Eukaryota, Fungi, Ascomycota, Pichiomycetes, Serinales, Debaryomycetaceae. Gene Ontology annotation, cellular component: nuclear body. Gene Ontology annotation, molecular function: ATP binding; helicase activity; transcription termination site sequence-specific DNA binding.